AAUACAUCUUUACAUUGAAAUUUGAAACCGUAAUCAUUGAAGAGUGUGCUUAUUUUUAGUCUUUUCAUAGUGAUUUUCCUCUCUUAAUCCCCCAAACCCAAAAAGUUCAUUUCCACACGUGACUUUCACGUGACCACUACACAUCUCUACCUGGCAACUCGAGAAAAUUCAAUUCUCCUCCUCUUUCUCUCUCUAAAACGCUGAUCACCUACGAUGCUCCCACGAUUACUACAAUGAUACCUCGCCGGAGCUUUAACACUGCCGUAGGGGUGGCUACUGAAUCCUAUCAAAUAACAUUUGUGGAAAAAAAAAAAAAAAAAACAUAAGCCUCUUAUUAAUUAUCUGUCUUUAGGCCGCUAAUUUUAUUGAGUCACCCUUGUUAAUUUCACCACACCAGUCCAAUAAAUAAGCCCUUGCGAUAUGGGUAACAAACGCGUACCUGAUUGGCUGAACAGCUCUCUUUGGUCUUCACCUGGACCACCACAACAACCUUCAGUUCAAUCUCCAUCUCCAUCGUUAACGCCGUUACAUGACGAUGAAGACGACCGUUCAGCUACCGUUAACGUCGUCAAAGCUGGCGGAGAGUUUCCGGCUGUGAUUAGAGCGGAGACUACGCGUCACGCGCCUACACGCGCUUCCAAAGCGGAAAUUAGUAGUAGUAGUAAUUACCAUAGUGAUAAUGAUGAUAAUGGAAGUUCCGCUAGUAGUACUACUACUACUACCAUAUCUGCAUCUGCUGUUGCUGCUGCUAUUUCUUCAGCUGAGGAUAUUUCUCGUCAGGCUCAGCUUUCUCAAGAGUUGUCAAGAAAGAUUAUAAAUAUGGGAGAAGUAAGGAGGCUAGCAUCACAAGGGAUACCGGAUGGAGCUGGAAUUCGUGCUACAGUGUGGAAGCUAUUAUUGGGAUAUUUGCCAACCGAGAAAGCACUAUGGCCAGCAGAGUUGGCUAAAAAGAGGUCUCAAUACAAGAACUUUAAAGAGGAGCUUUUGAUGAAUCCCUCGGAGAUUACGAGGAAGUUGGAGAAGUCGGUAGUUCUUGAUGAUGAAGGAAUAGCGAUAGAGGACAAGGGUGCACUCCCAAGAUCAGAGAUAACUCAAGGAGACCAUCCCUUAAGUCUUGGGAAGAAUAGCAUCUGGAAUCAGUUCUUCCAGGACACGGAAAUAAUCGAACAGAUUGAUCGUGAUGUCAAGCGCACACAUCCAGACCUGCACUUUUUCUCUGGGGACACACCAUUUGCAAAAUCUAACCAGGAUUCUCUGAGGAAUAUACUCAUUGUUUUUGCCAAACUAAAUCCUGGUAUAAGAUAUGUGCAAGGGAUGAAUGAAAUAUUGGCUCCACUGUUCUAUGUAUUCAGGAACGAUCCCAAUGAGGAAAAUGCAGCUUCUGCAGAAGCAGACACUUUCUUCUGCUUCGUGGAGCUAUUGAGUGGAUUUCGUGAUCAUUUUUGUCAGCAACUUGACAAUAGUGUUGUUGGAAUUCGUUCUACAAUUACAAAGUUAUCACAAUUUCUGAAAGAACAUGAUGAGGAGCUCUGGCGGCAUCUUGAAAUGACAACAAAAGUGAAUCCACAGUUCUAUGCAUUCAGAUGGAUAACACUCCUUCUAACACAAGAAUUCAACUUCACGGAGAGUCUGCUUAUAUGGGACACACUACUCAGCGAUCCUGAAGGACCUCUGGAAACGCUGCUUCGAGUCUGCUGUGCUAUGUUAAUUAUCGUACGGAGGCGUCUACUUGCUGGCGAUUUCACCUCUAAUUUGAAGCUACUGCAAAAUUAUCCAUCCACAAAUAUCAGCCACCUGAUCUAUGUAGCCAAUAAACUACGUGUUAAAUCAGCUGGCUAGAACUGUCAAGCGGAAAAGAAGUUUUGGUUGUCCAGUCUAAUUCUUUGUAUUUCUUGAUAUUGUCAUGUUAGAAUGUAAAUGUCUUAUUAAAUCAGUAGUAGACAUCUGCAACCCACCCCCCACCCCCGCCCCCACCCCGCUUUCUUCCCAUCUCUCCCAACAUUUUGUUUUGCAUUUUGGUGUCAGCAGAUUGAAAUAGAAUGUAUGGUUUGCUCUU
Messenger RNA from Lycium barbarum (goji berry), 2056 nucleotides. RefSeq lists its product as uncharacterized. The transcript is spliced from 9 exons. The coding region runs from base 421 to 1839 and encodes 472 amino acids. NCBI's taxonomy places the organism in Eukaryota, Viridiplantae, Streptophyta, Magnoliopsida, Solanales, Solanaceae. The record is from RefSeq and is a predicted model, not a curated record. Gene Ontology annotation, molecular function: GTPase activator activity. Gene Ontology annotation, biological process: activation of GTPase activity; intracellular protein transport.